Sinocyclocheilus grahami is the source of this 1669-nucleotide messenger RNA. Its product is annotated as farnesyl pyrophosphate synthase-like. Gene Ontology annotation, cellular component: cytoplasm. The record is from RefSeq and is a predicted model, not a curated record. The transcript has 8 exons. The annotation marks the transcript as partial. NCBI's taxonomy places the organism in Eukaryota, Metazoa, Chordata, Actinopteri, Cypriniformes, Cyprinidae. Gene Ontology annotation, biological process: trans, trans-farnesyl diphosphate biosynthetic process. Gene Ontology annotation, molecular function: dimethylallyltranstransferase activity; (2E,6E)-farnesyl diphosphate synthase activity.
AAGUGUACAGAGCCGUGCAGUAAAGACCGAUUAAAUCGUCAUACUGGAGAAACAGCUGCAAACCAAGUAGAUACGGGUGACAGCAGGUGCAGUAACGGUGUCCAGCAGAAAGGCAAGAUGUUGUCAGAUGCUCAGCUCUUUGAUUUGGAGUUUGAAAAGUUGGUGUCUGAACUUACAGAGCAGGAUUUCACUGAUCCAGUUCUCACUGAUGCCCUCAACAGACUCAGAGAGGUGCUUCGGUACAAUGCUCCUGGAGGCAAGAGAAACCGAGGCUUGUCUGUGUUUGGUUCGCUACAGGAGCUGGUCUCUCCUUCUGAACUGCCACCUGAUGAAGUUCACAGAGCCCUUUUGGUUGGAUGGUGCAUUGAACUGCUUCAGGCUUUUUUCUUGGUGUCUGAUGACAUUAUGGAUGCAUCCCUGACAAGAAGGGGUCAACCCUGUUGGUAUAAGAAGGAAGGUAUUGGUCUGGAUGCCAUUAAUGAUGCUUUUCUCCUGGAGGGGGUGAUCUACCGCCUUCUUCGCAGACAUUGCAGAGGACAGCGCUACUAUAUUCAUCUUCUUGAGCUUUUUACUGAGGUAACACACCUAAAAGAUUCAUUACUCUGUUACAGCAAUAGAGACCUGCUCCCGCGAGUGGGAGAGUUCUUUCAGAUACAGGAUGACUACUUGGAUUGUUAUGGUGACCCCGCAGUGACUGGAAAGAUUGGCACGGAUAUCCAGGACAACAAAUGCAGCUGGCUGGUGGUGACCGCACUGGGCAUCAUGACACCUGAACAGAGGGCAGAACUAGAGGCAUGUUACGGACAUAGUGAUGCUGAAAGUGUUGAACGGGUCAAGACUUUGUACGAUACUCUGGAAUUGCCUAUCCGAUACCAUCAACAUGAGGAGGAGAGCUAUCGCCGUCUUCAAAAACUCAUCCAGCUGCAUGCCAAGAAUCUGCCUCACGCUGUGUUUCUUAAUUUUGCCAAGAAAAUAUAUAAGAGAAACAAAUAAGCCGUGGUUCAAAGAAAGGAAAGGGACUUCACUAGUGGAUUUUUAGGCACACAGACUUGGGUGAAAUAAAGAUGCAGGGAGGGAUUUUAGUGGUUGAGUAAAUAUGGAAAUGGUAGGUUUUAUCCGCACUUUAAAUAUACUGUCAAGAGUUGAAUUAUUUGUCAUAACUAUUUGUGUUUUCCCCUUUUAUUGUUGCAGAAAAAUACAAUAUGUUGAUUCAUAGGUCUUCCACAUAUUGCACAUAUAAACAACACCUGUCAGUGUUUCACUUGGGGUGUGUGUGUAUAUAUAUAUAUAUGAAUAAAACAUAUAUUUUCAUCAGGUUUUUGGAUUGUAUUUUCAACAUCUUUGGAUAAAUGAGAAAGGAAAAAUAUGUAUAUAUUAUCAUUGCACUGAGAAUAAAAACCAACAAACAGCUGAUCAGGUGCAAUCCCAGUGAAUAGAUGCACAUAUUCUUUAAAAACAAUUAUUUAAUAAGUUAAAUAAGCAAAGAAAUACCUAGAUAAAAUAUCUGCCAAGGCAGAACACAGUGGUACUUUUUUUUCGGGAGACCUGUCACGUUAGGUUGUACUGUACAUUUUUAGACUGUACUCACCUAUCCAGUCAUCCAUCAAUCCCCAUCAUUGCUGUAAAUGUGGAUUAUAGAAAGACGAGAAAUGUGCUUUUAAUAAAGAAC